AUGGAAAGAAACGCGCAAUAAAUAAUCAUCAAAAAGAAACUUCGAUUACUAUUUAAGACUCGAAGGCAAGAUUUCUUAAUACAUAACAAAUCUUUGUUAACGGAUGACUUCUAUGUGAAAAAUUAUUGUCAUCAGAUUGAAAGAUUGAUAAAAAACAUUAUUUCAUAAAAAUAAGUGAGAUUCUCAUAGGAUGUAUAGGUAGCCACAAAUAAAAGCCUAAUUAAUAAUAGAAUAGUGAUUGGGGGUUAUUGGCCAUUAGCUAUGGAAUUAAACCUGGUUCCCAUUUUGAGGUAUUUUAAUGAUAAACUCUUCAAUAUUUGUCUGCCAAUCGUAGUUGCUCCAGGUUAACCAUUAAUAUUCAGGAAAUGGAGUCCAGGUGAUUAGCUAAUUUAAUAAGGAAAAUUGAAAGUAUUUGAACCCAAAGAUGAUUAGGAAUUACUAAUCCCUGAUGUACUUUUGGUACCAUUAGUAGCUUUUAACAAUAAAUGCCACAGACUAGGCUAUGGAGGAGGCUUUUACGAUAGAACUAUUCACAAACUCAGAAUCACAGAAAAAAGGGAAAUUCUUAAAAUUGGCAUGGCGUUUGAGGCAUAGAAAAUACAGAUUGAUAACUCUUUCACAGAUGAAGAAAAAGCUCUACUUUCAGAAUUCUAAACUGAGGAGACAGAUGAAUAGUUGGAUUAUAUUCUUACUGAGACUUAACUGUAUAGUAAUAAAAAUAUAAAAAGUAUUGAAGAUAGUGAAUAUUUAUCUUUUUGA
Molecule: messenger RNA, 759 nt
Organism: Stylonychia lemnae
Lineage: Eukaryota; Ciliophora; Spirotrichea; Sporadotrichida; Oxytrichidae
Source: the annotation of a GenBank genome assembly